AUGUCGUUCGACCAGCUCUCAUCGCUCGAGUCUGGCUCGGGUCGCCGGGGGAAUUACACCGAUGAUCCCGAGUUCAAGCAGCUCCAGUCCGAGUUGAUGAACAAGCUCCACAGCCUCCGGCGCAAUAUUUCCAAGCUCAGCUCUGACAUUGAUCUCCUCGGCACGAAGCGUGACACCCCGCGCGUCAGGGAGCGGGUUCAUGAACUUCUCGAGAAGUCGAGGGAGUUGUGCAAGGACAUCGGACAGGGCGUGAAGAAGCUGCAGACCUGGGAGGAUCUUACAAAACAACAGAAGUACGACCAGUCCCGCGUCUCAACCGAUUUCCAAAACGCCCUCCAAGAGUUUCAAGAGGUCCAGCGCCGGGCUCUCGAGAAGGAGCGCGCCUCGGUCACGGCCGCCCGUGCCGCUCACGACGACAACGCCGACGGCUCCGGUGCGCCGCAGGAGGGGCAGCUUGAGCAGCAGCAGCAGCAGGAGCUUGUGCGCCUAGCGUCGCAAGACGAGGUCGACUUCCAGGAGGCGCUCAUCAUUGAGCGCGAGGACGAGAUUCGCAACAUCGAGCAGGGUGUCGGCGACCUCAACGUGCUGUUCCGCCAGGUAGCGCAGAUUGUCGGCGAGCAAGGCGAACAGCUGACAUCCAUCGAGGACAACAUCGUCAACGUUCGGGAUGACACACACGGGGCGCAGGUUGAGCUGGCGCAGGCUUCGAGGCAUCAGAAGGCGGCGAGGAACAAGGGCUGCUGUCUGAUGCUUAUUCUGUCAAUCAUCUUGCUUAUUGUACUACUUGCAAUUUUCUUGGAUUAG
This is a messenger RNA of Verticillium nonalfalfae, 804 nucleotides long. RefSeq lists its product as uncharacterized. Gene Ontology annotation, biological process: vesicle fusion; Golgi to vacuole transport; intracellular protein transport. Gene Ontology annotation, cellular component: membrane; endomembrane system; SNARE complex. Gene Ontology annotation, molecular function: SNARE binding; SNAP receptor activity. Bases 1 to 804 code for a protein of 267 amino acids. Lineage: Eukaryota; Fungi; Ascomycota; Sordariomycetes; Glomerellales; Plectosphaerellaceae. The transcript has 2 exons. The record is from RefSeq and is a predicted model, not a curated record.